This is a messenger RNA of Adineta steineri, 1068 nucleotides long. The record is from the annotation of a GenBank genome assembly. Lineage: Eukaryota; Metazoa; Rotifera; Eurotatoria; Adinetida; Adinetidae.
AUGUCAUAUAACUACACAACAUCUACCGUCAUCUCAUCUGAAGUAUCGAACACGAUAGUUGUUCUCAAUCUUUUGUCAACACGAUUUGUGAAUCAUUUACCAUUAGUAUUCGCCAUAUUUGGUCUGAUCGGUUUUAUUGGUAAUAGUUUAACAUAUCUUCAACGUGAACUUCGUUGGAAUACAUGCUGUAUAUAUUCACUUUGUGGUUCACUUGUUGAUGUUAUUAAUCUUUUUUACAAUUCAUUUGCAAUUUAUUUGAGUGGAAUCUAUGGAAUAUAUAUUCCAUGGAUAAAAUUACCUAGCAUGUGCAAAUUAUAUAUAUUUUUAAUUGGAUUUCUUCCUCAUUUAUCAAUUAAUUUCUUGUUAAUGUCUGUUAUUGAUCGAUAUGCUAGUACUUGUAAGCUUACGUCAUCUAUACGUCAUCUCAACAAACUUAAAAUGGUUCCACGAUUGAUUGGUAUUACUAUCAUCUUCAGUAUUCUUGCUUCAGUGCGUGCAUGCAUUCUUUAUGAGUAUCAAAUUCCAUCAGGAUGUGUAGUAACCCAACCAGUACUCAAUGGUAUUAUUUAUAUUGUGAUCAAUGGUAUCUCGCAACCGAUGGCAAUGCUGAUCUUUGUCCUUCUUACUUUUCGAAAUGUUCGUCGGAGUCGUCAACGAGUAGGUGGAACUGCAACAUUACGAUCACAUCAUUCUCGAAAUCAGUUCAUGGCUAUGAUCUUCUUACAAGUUUUAGUAACAGCUUUCAUUUCAUUACAAUGGAUAAUAACGUAUACGUAUUAUAUUAUCCCUAUCAAUGGUGUCAGAACUGCUGAACAAACGGCUAUUAUUAGUUUUGCCUAUAGUCUUACAAAUAAAUUUUAUUAUUUAAAUAAUGUUAAAUCAUUUUAUCUUUCUCUAUUGUCCUCACGUUUCUUUAGGCAAACAUUUAUUAAAGCGUUAAUCAGAGUAUUGCCUCGGCGUGUUUGUCAGCGACGGCAAAUAUUGCAAGCAAAUAUCUCCAUGAUGACUGCCACAAAAGUCCAUCAACAACGUACAACAGCACAUGAAUUGGUAACAACAGCAUAUUGA